This is a messenger RNA of Caenorhabditis sp. 36 PRJEB53466, 1643 nucleotides long. The record is from the annotation of a GenBank genome assembly. NCBI's taxonomy places the organism in Eukaryota, Metazoa, Nematoda, Chromadorea, Rhabditida, Rhabditidae.
AUGUUCAUCAGCCUGACACACGGAAAAAGCCCUGAUUGUCGUCAGGCAAACGCAAAUUUGAAAGAAAGACUGGUCAGAGGGAAAGAAACUGAAAUUUAUAAAGUUUUGUUUUCAGGAAGAUUACAAUUUUGGAGCGUUUCUCAUUGAGAAAGCGUGUUCCCGUUGUCCGAACAACGAAUGCGUAAGAAAUCCUAUUUAUGUGCUGUCGCUAAUUUCGAAACUUCAGAAUUCGUCCUUCAUUUUCAUUCUGCAAAAGCAAGAAUACUUCAGACUGAAGCAUCAUGUUAAGGUUUGUAUUUACAGACACGUCUUGCUCUCACCAUUCCACACAUUUCAGUUCGAUGUUCGCCCGACUUUUCUCGUGCAUACUUCAUUCAAUCAGCUGGUAGCGCUCGAUCACAAACUUAGGGAUGCUCAGCUCGGGAGAAACUCAGUCGGCAUUCAGGUUCUAUUUGUAAACUGUGUUUUAUGCUCAUUAUGGUCUUCUCUGCAGGCUGUUCCCGAAAUGAUCAACGCAUAUGUUGACGCGAUUCCUCCUACCCUGAAUAUUCAAUGUCAAACUGAUUUCAAAGUCGGAAAGAAAGAUACAAACAGUCAGACGAACAUAGUUAUUCUCGUAGAUGCUGAAAGUCAGGUUGAGUUGAAACCGGUGGAUGUCGAUACUCAGACCACUUUCACCCCGGAUAGAGAUGCUGGGCUCGAGGUAAGCCCCACUGUUCCCGAAGUUCAAGAAUCCACGACAUCGCCUAUGAUUCGCAGUGUUGAAGUUCAGCAAGAAAAUAGCGAUGAUGAUAUCGUGGUAAUACAGAUCAUUUUUAAUGUUUCGUAACGACAAAUGUAGUUCAUUGAGGUUCGUCCACGCGAUUGCAACGGCCCGCCACUGAAAGAAGUCAAGGUGGAGCCAAUCGCAGUUGAAGCUGAAAAAGAUGUUGAAAAAGAAACGGAGAGAGAAAUAAAGGAAGAGACGAUCGAGGAGCAAUCUGAACAAAACAUUCACUCGGAGCCCUCUCACUCUCUGGUCGAGACUCUUUCUAACGUUUUGUCUUUCACCGGCCUCACGACACGUUUACCAAAGUCUUAUUCACUGAGCACGUUUUGUUUUCAGCGACUGUACCUGUGAAGAGAGGAAGUAUUACGCAGACACCAGCCAAGAGAAUCCGUCUGGCGAAUGUGGACAUAUGCCAGAAAUGCAUGGAUUUGAAGGACUAUGCUUCUUUGGAGGAUUACUGCAGACAUGUUUUGACGCACGUUUCCGAUAGAAUGCAAGUUCCUUUUAGUUGAGCAUUCCUCUCGCAACAUGGUUUUGCAGCCACCGCUUCAAAUGUAACAUUUGCAUGGACAAGUUCGUCAAUUCGCGUUCUGCCAACUACCAUCUUCAAAUGCAUCACUCGGGACAGUCAGGCGGCGAGACUCCGUCUGCUGCUGAUUCCAUUUCCAAAGAAAUGUAUUUUUCAAAGGACCGAUUCGUUGCACCUAUUAAUUUUCAGCUCCGUCGAGCACCUCGUUGCUUUCAAACGCACCGCCAAUCAGUGCUGGCCUGAAAUCUUCCAAAAUGUAUCAAUCGAGAAGCUCGCCACAAUCGUAAUGCUCACUUGGUUACAAACAAAAACAAUUUGAUCUUGCAGAUAAAAAAGUUCCAAUAA